AUGGAUGAUGGAUAUAGAAACACAAACCUCUAUCAAGGAGGCAGGCAGGCAAACCAAGAUGACUACAGGUACCAGGAUGGUAACUAUGAAGGAUAUGCACCCAAUGAUGGCUACAACCGUGGUGGGGAUGAGCCUGCUCAAGAAGAAGAUGCCCAGAGUGAUGUUACAGAAGGCCAUGAUGAAGAUGAUGAGGUCUAUGAGGGGGAGUACCAAGGGAUCCCACACCCAGAUGACAUUAAAGAAAAGCAGAAGAAACGAGCUCCUGCCGUGGAUGAUGAGUACAGAGACCGUGCUGACCUUAUGGCAGAGAGGAUGGAGGAUGAGGAGCAACUGGCCCACCAGUAUGAGAACAUCAUUGAGGAGUGUGGCCAUGGACGCUUCCAGUGGACCCUCUUCUUUGUUCUAGGGUUGGCACUGAUGGCAGAUGGGGUGGAGGUGUUUGUGGUUGGAUUUGUUCUUCCCAGUGCUGAGAAGGAUAUGUGCUUAUCCAGUUCCAACAAAGGGAUGCUAG
This is a messenger RNA of Merops nubicus (carmine bee-eater), 511 nucleotides long. RefSeq names its product synaptic vesicle glycoprotein 2B-like. The record is from RefSeq and is a predicted model, not a curated record. The transcript has a single exon. NCBI's taxonomy places the organism in Eukaryota, Metazoa, Chordata, Aves, Coraciiformes, Meropidae. The annotation marks the transcript as partial.